GGAAGAGGAAGGCAGAAAGUUGGAGUUUUUUAAAAAAAAUAAGAAUAAGUGUCUCUGGGUCAAAACCGUCAGAUAGAAGCUUGAGUUAACGUCUCAGGUGAGGAUGAGCCUCAGAGAGGAGGCUCGACCGACCCCUCACAGCCUAACGCACAGGGAUAUCCUGAGGAGGGGCUCUGCUGUGGACGCAGCCAUUGCCAGCCUGCUCUGUGAUGGGCUCAUAAACAUACACAGCGUGGGCAUCGGGGGUGGCUUCAUCAUGACCAUUUAUGAUGCACAAACAGAAAAGGUUGAAGUUAUUAACUCCAGAGAAGUGGCUCCUGGUGAGGCUGCACAAGGCCUGUUCACCAAUGACACCCGCUUGUCAUUCAAAGGAGGUCUGUCCAUCGCGGUUCCCGGGGAAAUACGAGGAUACCAACUCGCCCACAAGAGACAUGGCCGGUUACCGUGGAAAUUGCUGUUUGAGCCGAGCAUCAAACUGGCCAGAGACGGAUUCCCUGUUAGUGCAGCGCUUGGCAAAGCCAUAAAGCAAUAUCAGCAAGACAUCGAGAGGGACCCAGCGCUGUGUGAGGUGUUUUGCAAUUCCAACGGGAAAAUACUCCAGGAAAAUGACAUCAUCAGAUUCCCCAAAUUAGCUGAAACCUAUCAGAUUCUGGCCGAAGAAGGGCCUGAUGCCUUCUACACCGGAUCCCUGUCACAGCAGAUAGUGACCGAUAUCAGGAAGGCAGGUGGAAUCAUAACCCUCAAAGACCUGGCAGACUACAAGGCUGAGCUGUCAGAGGAUUUGCUCAGCUUCCCACUGGGUGACUACACACUGGUCACCCCCAACGCUCCAUCUGGGGGACCUGUGCUCGGCCUCACCCUCAACAUCCUGAAGGGUUAUCAUUUCUCUCCGGAAAGUGUUUCCACAGCGGCCAAGAGGGCCCUGACAUCCCAUCGCAUCGUCGAAGCCUUUAAAUUUGCCUUUGCAAAGAGGAGUAUGAUGGGAGACCCACGAUACGUUAACAUCACCGAGCUCAUCUCCAAUAUGACCUCAGAAUAUUUUGCAUCUCAGCUUUGGGAUAAAAUCACGGACAACACCACACACCCAGUGAGUUACUAUGAGCCAGAAUUCUACACACCGGACAGUCACGGCACCUCUCACCUCUCGGUGGUGGCACAGGACGGAGGCGCAGUGUCAGCCACCAGCACCAUUAACCAAUAUUUUGGGUCGAACGUGAGAUCUGUGAGAAAUGGCAUCAUCUUCAACGAUCAGAUGGACGACUUCUCCUACCCCCAAGUCGUAAUCGGCAGUGAGCUCCCGGCUUCCGAAGCCAAUUCACUGCAAGCAGGUAAAAGGCCGCUGUCCUCCAUGUGCCCGGCCAUUAUACUGGACAAACAGCACAGGGUGAAGAUGGUGGUGGGAGCUUCAGGAGGAACCAAGAUCAUCUCAGCGACAGCUCUGGUGAUCAUGAAUGUGCUGUGGUUUGGUUACGAAGUGAGGAGAGCUGUAAACGAACCUCGAUUCCACAAUCAACUCUUACCCGACCUGACAGAACUUGAUGAGGAUAUUGAGCAGGCUGUACGCGACGGUUUGCGGAGGAGGAACCAUUGUGUGGCUCAUGCUGACUCGUGGGCAGUGGUCCAGGCCAUUGUGCGGAGUGGAGCCAUGUGGACGGCGCAGUCAGACCCCCGCAAGGGGGGCCGGCCGGCAGGUUACUGA
This is a messenger RNA of Callorhinchus milii (elephant shark), 1699 nucleotides long. Its product is annotated as glutathione hydrolase 1 proenzyme-like. Gene Ontology annotation, biological process: glutathione catabolic process; regulation of inflammatory response; regulation of immune system process. Bases 104 to 1699 code for a protein of 531 amino acids. The transcript has 12 exons. The record is from RefSeq and is a predicted model, not a curated record. Gene Ontology annotation, cellular component: plasma membrane. Gene Ontology annotation, molecular function: glutathione gamma-glutamate hydrolase. Lineage: Eukaryota; Metazoa; Chordata; Chondrichthyes; Chimaeriformes; Callorhinchidae.